AUGAAGGAUCAACCACAAAAUCAGCACUAUCUUCUUGUAAGUAUUGAGCUGGUGGUGUUUUCUCAGGGAAAAUUAGCGGAUGGAUUGGAAAUUGCUGUGAAGAGACUUUCUGAAAUGUCUCAUCAAGGAGCUGAGGAGUUCAAAAAUGAGGUUACAGUGACAGCAAAACUCCAACAUGUCAACCUGGUUAGACUUCUGGGGUUUUGCACUGAACAGGAAGAAAAGCUGCUGAUCUAUGAGUAUAUGCCACACAAAAGCUUGGCCAUCUACCUCCAUGGUGUGCCUCUUCCACUUAUAUGGCUUUGUGAACUAUGGAAAGAUGGGAAAGGCAUGGAGUUUGUGGAUCCACUGCUGGAUGAUUCAUCGUCGUCAUGUAAAAUCAUGCGAUGCAUGCAGGUGGCCUUGCUGUGA
This is a messenger RNA of Diospyros lotus (date-plum), 411 nucleotides long. Its product is annotated as cysteine-rich receptor-like protein kinase 34. The transcript is spliced from 2 exons. The coding region runs from base 1 to 411 and encodes 136 amino acids. Gene Ontology annotation, molecular function: ATP binding; protein kinase activity. Gene Ontology annotation, biological process: protein phosphorylation. The record is from RefSeq and is a predicted model, not a curated record. NCBI's taxonomy places the organism in Eukaryota, Viridiplantae, Streptophyta, Magnoliopsida, Ericales, Ebenaceae.